Zygotorulaspora mrakii is the source of this 1884-nucleotide messenger RNA. RefSeq names its product Mks1p (gene MKS1). Gene Ontology annotation, cellular component: cytoplasm. NCBI's taxonomy places the organism in Eukaryota, Fungi, Ascomycota, Saccharomycetes, Saccharomycetales, Saccharomycetaceae. The coding region runs from base 1 to 1884 and encodes 627 amino acids. The transcript has a single exon. The record is from RefSeq and is a predicted model, not a curated record. Gene Ontology annotation, biological process: mitochondria-nucleus signaling pathway; regulation of nitrogen utilization; negative regulation of transcription by RNA polymerase II.
AUGUCAGAAGAGAGGAAACGGGAGGUACCGACUCCGCUCACGGUGAAGGAUCAUGAAGAUGACAGUAAGUUCUUGAAAGUUACUCCCAAUCUAUUCACGCCAGAUAGAUUACAUUUGUUUGAUUCUCUAGAUCUUUAUGCCUCUUUGAUCAAAUGCAGUAAGAACAUCGAGCAAGGUGAGCGAUUGCACAAUAUCAGUUGGAGAAUUAUAAAUAAAGCGAUGCUUAAGGAUCGAGAUAUAAACAAAGAUAAGAAACGAGAGGGUGUUAAGAAUUUGUACUAUGUUUUAAACCCCAUGACCAAUAAGCAUCAAGUAAAUCAACAAGCACAGCAUCAAGCACAGCAGCAGGGGAAACAGCAAGGAAAACAGCAAGGAAAACAGCAACUGCAUGAACGACAGCAGAAGGCGCAUUCGCAAGAUAAUCUCGCCAGGUCUCAUGUAUCAAGAAUCGGAAGCACCGGCAGUAAUAGGCAGCAACACACACCUUUGCGGCUUCAGUCAUUGGAACCAUCUCGAAAAGAGGCCCCGAACACUUCUUUAUUCACAGCCUCAAAGCAAAACAAAUCUACGGGUGCACUCACACAUACAUUGUCCAAUCAUCACGCACACUCAACCCAUAAUAAUAUCAAUCAGAACUCUAAUCAUCAACUUAAUCACCAUCAUCAUCCUUUUCAUAGCAUCUCGAAAAAAGAAGAUCCACAAACUAUUGUCAAAGGUUUUAUUCCAAAUACACUAAUUACUGGUACCAAAGGUGCUAACUCAACAGAUGGUUCCGCUUCUCAAAAGGAGAGAUCAAAGAAUAAUGUAGAUGACUCAAAACAAAAAAAGAACACUUUUUACAUUGGAGCAAGUCCCUCACCCGAGCCAGGAGCUACAAACACUUCGACUUCACAAAAAACGUUGAUUUCAAGACAAGAAUCGCUAUUUGGUAAACAACCAACCACUGAGGUUAACAAUGGAACAUCUGCAAGUAAUAGAAGUACCUUGUUCUUCAGUAGCGAAGAUGAGGAUGAGGAUGAUACGGAUUGGGAUGACGAUUCACUUUUGUAUGAUGAAGAAGAAGACGAUCAUUUCGAUGAUGAAGAAGAGGACCAAUAUUAUAGAAGACAAUGGGAUAAACUCUUGUUCACAAAGAAUCAAGGUCAUCAUUCUUCUAGUGCUGUUUCCUCGGGUAAUGUUACGCCGACAUCUACAUCUUCUCAUGAUCCAAUAAAAAGAAGUUUGCUCAGUGGAUUGUUUUUAAGUGAACAUGUCAAUCACCACAACAACGGUAGCAGAAGUCAAAAUAACUCUAAUGAGAAAUUAGAUAAUGAGAAAGAUCCUUCUUCCACUCUACAAAGGACGAAAACAUCACAAAGCUUAAUGUCUACUAGUGUACCUCACACAGGUGCAAAAGAAAUAUAUAGUCAAAGAGCUACUCUAGAGACAAGCAACGUUACAGCUGUUGGAUCGGUUACUCCUCCGCAAAGGGUGGCAUCUACGAACGGCGGAUUACCGGCAGCACUUUAUAGGUCAACAAAGUCUGCUCGUGGUAGUUUCAGUAGCAUAAUUUCCGACUCAACAAGGCAAUGCUAUACAGGUGAAUCGAAUGCUCCUCCAGCGGCCCAAACUAUCCUUCCAACCGCUCUCACAACCCAUAUGUUUCUGCCAAAUAAUAUUCAUCAGCAACGUAUGGCGGCGAGUGCCGCAUCAGAAAACUUGGGGAGGAAAAUUGGCAGAAAUGAGGCGCAUUCCUUUAUAAUGCAUGAAUUCAAGGAGAAACAAGCACGGCGAGAAUCUAUGGAUAUACCAUCGAAAAAUAGAAGCAAAACGUCUUUGAAAACCCGAGUUGAGAUCUCAGAGGAAGAAAAGUUUUCAAGAGUUUAUUCGCGACGAAAUUUAUGA